Solea senegalensis (Senegalese sole) is the source of this 1637-nucleotide messenger RNA. It is a transcript of the gene zp3c, whose product is annotated as zona pellucida glycoprotein 3c. The transcript has 8 exons. The coding region runs from base 181 to 1587 and encodes 468 amino acids. Gene Ontology annotation, cellular component: extracellular matrix. NCBI's taxonomy places the organism in Eukaryota, Metazoa, Chordata, Actinopteri, Pleuronectiformes, Soleidae. Gene Ontology annotation, biological process: positive regulation of acrosome reaction; egg coat formation; binding of sperm to zona pellucida. The record is from RefSeq and is a predicted model, not a curated record. Gene Ontology annotation, molecular function: acrosin binding.
AGAAGCAUUUAUAUAUUAUGGUUGUUUAUUGUUUGUGUUCCGUCAUUGGUUGUUACUGAUUGGAAUUUGCAGCAGCUGUGGGCCAUGCCUUGAUUGCAGAGCACAAAAGCCAGGUUACACCAUGUUCAACCUGUGCUGGUGAAGGGUCUGCUUCAGUGGGAAGCAGCAGCCAUAGAGAAGAUGGGGUUGAUGCAUGCUGGGCUUCUAUUGCUGUUUUGCUCUGCUUAUAGCUACCAGUUCAGAAGCCAAACUGGAUAUGGUAGAGCAAUAAGAGAGCCUGAAGAAGAGUGGAGGAAAAUGGAGACGGCGAUCGAUGAAGAAAUGCGCUCAGAACUUGGCUUGAGGAGUAGUGCCUCCAAUCUCCCAAAAGCCACAGCAGCGUCUUUUCCUAUGUUUAAACGUGUGCCGAAAUUCAAGUAUCCCAAAGAGGCUUUUAAGCCAGAAAAAGGUGUCAGAAAGCUCCCUGAUUUUGCAAAGGACAUUUUGCUUGUCCCUUCCUCCACUGACUUCAACAAUUGGCAACCGGUACCAACAGAAACUGCAGUGGGAAAAGCAGUCAGACCUAAACUGGUAGAAUUGUUGUGUCAUAUUGACAGAAUAUAUGUAAGGAUUAGGAAUGAGGUUUUUAAGAAGCUAAGUAGUGCUAAAGACGUAAAACUGGGUAAAUGCUCUACUAAUGCUGAUAGUGAAACAUAUACCUUCUUCCUGUACCGUCUGACAGAUGACUGUGGAUUCGUUUUGGAGAAUAAACCGGAUAAUAUGGUCAUCAAGACUGUGCUCCAGUACAAGCCAUCUGGUAACAUUGUUCGGGAAAUUCCUUUUACCAUCCCCCUGCAGUGCAAUUACCACAGGUCAUUUCUCUCUUACAAAGUUGGCUUCUAUCCCAAACUACAAGGAGGCACUGUUUUCAAAGCGCUCCAACCCAAACAAAGUGCAAUUCUUGUUCCUCUUGAUGCAUUAGGGAACGAAAUCACAGGUACCAAAACCUACACCCUGGGUCAGCUGAUGUACUUCAUGGUGAAGACACCAGACCAGACUGCAAAGUCUGGAAACACAAGGAUCUACAUCAACAAGUGCUUCAUGACUCCUACCCAAAACCCCAGCUCCAGCACGAGACACGUAGUCAUCAGCAACCAGGGGUGUAUGGUUGACGGCAAGGAGACUGCACAGUCCAAGUUCCUCACCAGUUCUUCAAAGCUGAUCCAGAAAUUCACAGUGGCUGCCUUUGUUUUCACGGACAGUCUUUCCACUUCUGGCACGUCAAAGAAACUCUACAUGCACUGUGAGGUCUCGAUGGGGAAACUUACUCCAACGUCCUCUUCCAAGGCAUGCAAUUAUGACAUGGCAGGCAAAAAGUGGAAGGAGCUCUAUCAUGAUGACUCGGUGUGCGUCUGUUGUGAAACCUCUUGCCCCUCAGCACAGCCCAAGGCCUCCAGGAAGACCAUUUCCAGUCCCUCAUGGCGGGUUGACCUGAGCAGGGAUGGAUCUGUGGAUGUUGAACCUCUGAUAUCUGACGUCUACGUAUCGGAGGAUCCUGACGUUGCGGAGCAAAGUGACUUUGUAAACUACUGGGAGCAUGAUGACUAAACUUCUGUUUUUUUUGUUUGUUUUUUUUUUUUAAAUAAAAGUGGCAUGGU